Aspergillus calidoustus is the source of this 1173-nucleotide messenger RNA. The record is from the annotation of a GenBank genome assembly. NCBI's taxonomy places the organism in Eukaryota, Fungi, Ascomycota, Eurotiomycetes, Eurotiales, Aspergillaceae.
AUGGAAUGGAAAAAAGCUUUGGGUUUCACGGAUCGGCUAAAGGUCAUUCAAUCGCUGACCACCGCCCACCAGCGAGCGUCAUCAUCUGCCGCAUUCAUUGAAGCACAGAACCAGGCGAGAAGACUAGAGAGCGAAGCAUAUGAUCAAGCUACAUCAAAGGAAGCGUAUGAGCUACUUUGCCAAAAAGCACUCGAUGCAGCAGAGGAUACUGUUUUAGCGCAAGCUGUUCCCGGAUCUGGCGAGUCAGAUGAUGAUCUGAACGUUACAAGCUGGGAAUCUGACGAGAGUAUUGGUAAAUACGAAGCUUGUCUUCAUCAUUUUGAUGGCCUUCACUCGACGAUAUACAAAGCCAAGGGUGAUGACGGUACACUUGUUGCGCUGAAGAUCACCGUCCCUCAUCUCCUAGAGGCACCCCAUGACGCCAAGCGCGAAGUCCAGCUCUUGCGCCAGGCAGCAAGCGAUCAUGUUAUACCAUUGCUGGAAACAUUCAAACUCGAUGGAGGCCGAUUUGUUCUCGUCUUUCCUUUCAAGAGGCAUGAUUUUGAAACAUUGCUCCGUCGAGAUAUGCUGACAGCAGCGCAAUCUCGAUCUGUCCUCCGAGAUAUGUUUAGUGCUCUAAGAUUUCUGCACAAGCUAGGAAUCAUACACAGAGACAUCAAGCCCGCGAACAUAUUGUUUGAUUCACGUAAUGGACCAGCCUACUUGGCAGACUUUGGGAUUGCCUGGCACGAAGGGGGCAUAGAGGCCGAACCCGCUGAUAAAAAGAUUACUGACGUGGGAACUACAUGCUAUCGGCCGCCCGAGGUUCUCUUCGGUUUCAAGGGAUACGGGACAGCUCUCGAUCUAUGGGCCGCUGGUUGUGUCGUCGCAGAGGCGGUGACAGUGGGACAUCAUCAACUCUUUGAUGCAGGCCCCGUUGGGAGCGAUCUGUCACUCAUUCAAUCAAUAUUUACCACGCUGGGGACGCCAGAUCAGGACUCCUGGUCGGAGACCAAUAGUCUUCCAGAUUGGGGUAAGAUUGAGUUCUACAAGUACCCAGCGAAGCACUGGGACGAGAUUCUUCCGGGUUCAUCGUCGAAUGGACGUGACCUCGUGAGCAAGCUGGUCUGUUAUGAGAGUGGCCAGCGUAUAUCUGCCGAACAGGCUUUGCAACAUCCCUACUUCUCGUGCUAA